AGGUGUGUGCAGGACCUCUGCAAAGCGGUAGGCGACGUGCGCGUCUCCGGCAUCUCUGAGCUUAGUACUUUUAAAACACAUAGAGGCUGAGACAGCGUGAAGUGCAAAGCCCGCAUGGAAGCGUGGCUGAAGUCGGCGCUGGAAAGCGGCUACAUCGUCAAGGUGGACAGCACUGAGGUGCAGCACGGUGUGUACUGCGAGGCCUCGCCCUCUCCGUGGUAUGACGACGGUGUGGUCUUUGACUGGGCCACACUGCACCAACGCCUCGUGCAAUCAGCUUCCACUCAGCCCUACGUGGAAACGUAUGUGAGCGCUCUGGCGCAGUUUGGCGCCGGUGCGGCCGCAGACGCUGCCCGAUCCGGCAAGGAGUGCUACGCCACAGUGGUGGAGCUGAAGGCGCCGUGGUCGCUGCAGCCCCUCUCCGAGCAGGCGCAGAACCUCAGUGUCUUCGACGUUCCUGCAGCGAAAGCUGCGGCGUCUACUGGCACGGAUGGGAGCAAUUCUGGCACUGCUGCCGCCGCUGCAGGGCCGUUGGCAUCCUCGCCACUGUCGGGUCACUCCCGUGACUUCUACAAGUUUAUCCGCGGCCCUCCUGGUCAGCGUGCGGUGCGGGAUGACAUGACCCGCGUCCUUCGCAGCGUCCAGGAGCAGCUGCGCCAGAACAAAAUCCAGGUGUUCUGCUUUUUGAGCUCCUUUGUGAUUGUCUGCGAGGACUUUACGGAGCUGUUGCACCGCACCGCCGCCGUCUUCCAAGCCCUGACAGAUGGCGGCUUCACCGUUGACGGACACGGAUCCGCACUCGGCCCGCGCGUUGUUCAGCGGCUGCGAGUGGGUGGCGGGGACUGGUGGACGACGCUGCAGCUGCACAAGAUCACCGCGGAGGCGGACGUGGUGUCACUUCUGGUGGCUCUCUUUUUCCAGUGGUUGCUGGACGCCUACGUGUGGAGCUGUGUGUCUCCACUUCGCCUGUUCCCCGACGCAAGGGAGAAGGGAGCAGAGGAACAGGCAAAAGGGGUGCGCCUGUUUGAGAAGUUUGUGCGUGGCCUCGUGCUGCCGAGCAUCCACGCGAUUGGGCUGGCUGCGCUAACAGCUACCUUGCCGGAGGAGGGAGGCAACUUGCUGGAGCUGGCGGCUGUGAAGCUCGAAAGGAAGCUGCCGCCGGUGGGCCCGCAGCGGUGGAGCGUGCUAGAGUUGCGGCUCGUGUUGUGCCAAAUCAACGCGUAUCAUCACCUGCCCUCCGAGUACUUGGGACGGGUAGAGACGGCAACGGCAACGCUUUCUGCUGCAACGCAAACGAAAAAAUGA
Molecule: messenger RNA, 1305 nt
Organism: Leptomonas pyrrhocoris
Lineage: Eukaryota; Euglenozoa; Kinetoplastea; Trypanosomatida; Trypanosomatidae
Exons: 1
Coding region: 115-1305 (396 amino acids)
Source: RefSeq, a predicted model, not a curated record